UUUAAAUGGCGAGUAUUUUUGGAUAGGUAUAUAGAUGUACGUUUGCUUAUUGUACUUCAGUCUGUAGUAAUCGGAUCAGAAUAUAAUACACCGUAAUCGACAAGAGAUACACAUAAUUUUGUUUACAUUGAGUGAUAUCCACCAUGAUCAACGUGGAUAAUUUGUUAGAGUCCGGCAUCGGCUACUCGCAAGGGAUUAACUCACCAAUGAAUGAAAAAAUUGACAUGCACUCGGGAUGGCAUGAUAUUGAGAGUCUGUCCUUAAUGUACCAAGACAACACACCAUACGAGAAUGGUAUGCUGCAAGCACUUGACCAAAUGAGGGCGGCCACCAUGCCAGGAAAGCAGGAGAACCAAGAUAUGGCUGGAAACCGAUCCCCCUGCGAACUACAAGACGUUUAUGAUGAACUUCUAGAUUACGAUUUUAUUCUGGCGAACACUGUUGAUAGUCAAAGUUUAUAUUCCGAAGAAAACUGUUUGAAAAUCAAGCAAGAACAAUCUCAACCAAAUAUGAUAGCGGGCGAACCUUUACCAGACUUUCAUUCUACUUUCUUAGAUAUUCCUGACAUUAAGUUUGACAAUGAUGUGAACACUAGUCUAUCAUCUGAUAUGGAAACAAUGAAAAUGGACUUCAACAAGUACAUUGUUCCGAAACAAGAAUUUGGACAUGCGUCUGUUUCUAGUUGUGCUUCUUAUAUGAGCAACAAAUCACCAGUAAUGACUAUGCCUCGAUUAACAUGCAACGCUACUCCAGUUUCAACGCCACAUCAACCAAUGCAUUAUCCUGUUAACAUUCCCGGCAAUAUGUCUCCACCUUCCUCUCCAGAAAUGCAAAACGAUCUCCCAAAAUACCGCGCACCUCUUCAGAUGUUGCAACAGCAGCAACAGAGUCAUUUCCACCGCAUGGCUCCGCAACAAAUCCAUCCUCUCCAGAACCAGCAAUACAUGAUGAACCCCAAUCCAUACAUGCCAAAGAUUCAACAGCAACAUAUGUUGCAAGUCCCUCAUCAGAUGAUUACCCCACCGUCAUCACCGCAACUCGUGGAUUUGUUACUGCCACCACCCACCGUGGAUUCCACAUCCGCGCAACCAAAGAAACGAGGCCGAAGAACGUGGGGCCGAAAACGCCAAACCAGUCACACGUGCACACACCCUGGAUGCAACAAAACAUACACGAAGAGUUCCCAUCUUAAAGCUCAUCUGCGCACACAUACCGGCGAGAAACCGUACGCCUGCACGUGGAAAGGAUGCGGGUGGAAAUUCGCUCGCUCUGAUGAACUUACCAGGCAUUACAGAAAGCAUACGGGUGAUCGUCCAUUCCAAUGCCAUCUCUGCGAAAGGGCGUUUUCAAGAAGUGACCACUUGUCGUUGCACAUGAAACGACACAUUUAGAGACUUGACGAUGUAAACUCGUCCGGCAGGAAGCCACAUACGGCUCUACCCUGGACCAUUAAAGACUAAACCUUUCCGAUUAGUUGACUGCAAACAAAAAUUGCUUUAAAGCAAUAUGCGACUUGAAAAAAGUCCUGGCAUACCUGUAGUCAGAAGGUUCAAGUCUUUUGUCGUAUUUUUCCGGAAGACAGGCGGGACCGUUUCGGAACUUCGACACUGCAAGGGCUGUCCGCCCCAAGUGGCCUUAAUGCAGAGGAAGGCGAAAUGUAAAAUACAUAAAAAUAUGAACUGUUUUGUAAAAACACAAGUAUUUGAAACAGUUGUUCUUGUUACCAUGUAUAGCCUAAAAAACACAGCUAUGCAACUGCCAUUUACCCACCGUUACUCACCGCUCUAUGUAUUAAGUUUACUUAACUGGCAGCGUGAAUUUUAUUAUGAAUUAAAAGUGCAAUUUUUGCCUUUUGUGCCUGUAGCGUGCACACUGAACGACUGGUUUCGGAUGAAAUUACUGUAGAUCUUUUAUGAUCAUUUUUUUUGUAUACGCAAAAUAUAUAUACUCGAAACUUAAUUGUCAACGAAUAGCCUAAUUGAGAUUUCAGAAAUUAUUCUUGAUAUGAAAAAAGUAUUUGUGUUCAUUGAUUUGCUUACUAUAAUCAUCGCCAAUUAGCUAAUGAAGAAAACAAUUUGACUGUUAUUAUACAUUGGUGCUUAUAAUAUAUAUAUAUAUGUAUACUAUCUGAUUCACUGUUAAUUUAUUUCGUUGUAUAUGUAACAUACACACUAGUCAAUUUAUUCUAAUAUUGUUACCAUGAGUGCCAUUGCAAAUUCCCAGCAGGUCUGGGAGGGUUGUGUAACAUGACCGUUAUAUUUAUUUUGAUGGUACUUAAUAAAAUAUAUGAAAUGCA
Ostrea edulis (European flat oyster) is the source of this 2296-nucleotide messenger RNA. Its product is annotated as Krueppel-like factor 3. The transcript has 2 exons. Gene Ontology annotation, biological process: regulation of transcription by RNA polymerase II. The record is from RefSeq and is a predicted model, not a curated record. NCBI's taxonomy places the organism in Eukaryota, Metazoa, Mollusca, Bivalvia, Ostreida, Ostreidae. The coding region runs from base 144 to 1391 and encodes 415 amino acids. Gene Ontology annotation, molecular function: RNA polymerase II cis-regulatory region sequence-specific DNA binding; DNA-binding transcription factor activity, RNA polymerase II-specific.